CGGUUACAAGGCAAACAUUUUGGUCCCCCGGCCGUUGGUAAAUUUGGUCGAUCGUGCACCUCGUGGAUAGACGACGACCAAACGAGACGCGCCGGCGAUCAAAUCCAUUUUGACAAGUACGACAUACUUCCGGCGAUCACCGGCGGGGAAAAGGUUGAAGGAGGUACAGCUAGGAGCUAGCGAUCCAUGGACUUCCCUGGCGCGUUGGCCGGCCGCCGCCGCCGCGGCGACAUCCCGGUGCAGCCGCCGGGCGAGGACACGCCGGUCCCCGACUCGUCGGAGAAGAUCUACAUCUCCGCGGUCGCGCUCCUCAAGAUGCUCAAGCACGCCCGUGGCGGUGUGCCGAUGGAGGUGAUGGGCCUGCUGCUGGGGGAGUUCGUGGACGAGUACACGGUGACGGUGGUGGACGUGUUCGCGAUGCCGCAGAGCAGCACGGGCGUGAGCGUGGAGGCCAUCGACCCCGCGUUCCAGGCCGGCAUGGAGGGCAUGCUGCGGCAGACGGGGCGGCCGGAGAUGGUGGUCGGGUGGUACCACUCCCACCCCGGGUUCGGCUGCUGGCUCUCCGACACCGACAUACGCACGCAGCGGAGCUUCGAGCAGGUCAACCCGCGGGCCGUCGCCGUGGUCGUCGAUCCCAUCCAGAGCGUCAAGGGCAAGGUGGUCAUGGACGGCUUCCGCCUCGCCGACCAGGCCACGGCGGUGAUGCUGGGAGAGCCCAGGCAGACCACCUCCAACGUCGGCCGCAUCGUGCAGCCGUCGGCCGGGGCGGUCGUGAAGAUGCUCUGGAUGUUCUACUACCCGCUCAUCAUCGGGCACCGGAUGGGCGAGGGAGAGGAGCGCAUGCUCGCGUGCCUCAGCCGGAAGCGCUGCUCCGACGGGCUCGUGCUGCGAUGGUUCGACGAUGAGAAGAACGCGGCGGCGGUGAGAGCGAUGAGGGACCUCGCGGUGGAGUACGACGCGCAGGUCAGGGAGGAGGACGGGACGCCGCCCGAGAUGCUGGCCGUUGUCAGGGCGGGGAGGACAGACGCCAAGAAGCAGCUCGGGGAGAAAGCAGUGGCCGCCAUGUCCGCCAACAUCCUGCAGACGCUCGGCAUGAUGCUCGACGCGGUCGCGUUCUAGCGACACACUUCUUUACGUGUUCUUUGUGUCAGAUUCUGAUCCUAACUUGGGACUCGUCAGUUCAGCUUAAUCCCUGAUCUCUGUAAAAUGGCUUAGCUUCGUUUACCGACGUUUGUUUCUCUUCAUGUUA
This is a messenger RNA of Lolium perenne, 1249 nucleotides long. RefSeq names its product 26S proteasome non-ATPase regulatory subunit 14 homolog. Gene Ontology annotation, molecular function: protein binding; metallopeptidase activity. Lineage: Eukaryota; Viridiplantae; Streptophyta; Magnoliopsida; Poales; Poaceae. The record is from RefSeq and is a predicted model, not a curated record.